ACUCUUUGCUUGGCAGCUGAACCAUUAAGCCUUUGAUGCGGCACAUGGCGUAUCUCGCCUUACCGAGCGGUCCCAUCCAUCAUCUUGCGCGCAAGUAGUUGCACCAGGCAUGACUUACUAGCCUGUGCAAACCCAUAGCGCGGGAAGAGCUGACGUUACUGUCUCUCACUUUUAAAGCACGCUUUGCGCUAAGAACCUAAGGCGAAUGCAUGUUUGACAUCAUCCGGCUGGUCCAGCAUGUCAGCUGACGAGAAGCUCACCAAGGAGUCUGCGCUCACGGAUGAAGAAGAAGACAAAUCACAGGAGGUAGAAGCUACGGACCUGCCCGGCAGUUCCUCCCAUCCCCCAUGCAGCAUCCAUGUACACACCUCCGGCGGCGUCCUAGCGAUGGACGUGGGUCCGCUGCUGGCCUGGCAGAGCGACGAUGAGGUCACCGACUUUCUAAAAGAGCUGGAGGCGGCAGGGGGAGGUCCGGCGGUGGGCGCCUUCCGCAAGUUACUUGGGGCCGUGCAGGCGCUGCUGCAGCCGCUCCAGGAAGCACGGCAUGCUGCUGGAGUUACUCCUCCUGCCGCCGCUGCCGCCGCGUGUGAGGGGUGUCGUGCGGGCGAGGGCGGGAGCCUUGAGGAGCAGCAGGGGGCUCGGAAGGAGGUGCAGGAAGGAGGCCGGGAGGGCGAGGAGACGGGCGCCGCUGCUGGCGCUGCUUGCUGCUCCGCGGCUGCUGUGCUGGAUCUGUGUUGGGAGCAGCUGCACCUGGGGUACUGGAAGGACGUGCCGCUGGCCUGGCGUAACGGCUACAUCCUCGCCUGCUACCUCGAUGUGACGCUGCGGUUGCUGUGCUGCGAGACGCCGGGGCGAGGGCAGCUGCGGGUGCGGGCGCGGGCGCGGGCCGAGGACAUCGCCCCCCUGGAGUCUUCUGGUGCUCCUGCGGCUGCUGCGGCUGCUGCUGUUGCUAACGUAGGAAACGUGGGGGAGCGCGAGAAGCAGGAUCAGCACCAGCAGCCGCAAGGGGUGUUGCCUCCGUGUGCGUCUCCACCCCCGCCUCCGCCCCUGUCGGCUGCGCUGCUGCGGCGGUGUGUACGGCAGUUAGAUCUGGGGCUGAUGAUGGGCGGGCCGCUGUGGAGGGGCCGGCUGCAUGGCGCGGUGGACUCCUUGCAUGGGGCGUUACUGGCGGCGGAGGGGGCGGAGGCGGCAGGGGAGGGUACGGGAGUGGCGGAGGGAGCGGCCCAAAAGUCGGAGAUGAGGGCAGUUGGUGAAGGAGGAGGAAAGCAGCACGAGGGCGAGGUAUUGAAGCACCGGCCUGUCAAGCGCCUUCGAACCGAACAAGCGGAGGGGGAGCAGGAGGACUCGGGACUCCUCCCUGAGGCUCCCAGUCCUGUACGGGACGGCAGAGGAGCUGAGGAGCAGGGAAGAGCUGGCUGCCCAGUUCAUGAAGGGGCAGCAGGAGGCGUUGCUGCUGCCAUAGGGAGAGCCGCAGCUGCUGCUGCUCCUGCUGCUGCUGCUCCUGCUCCUGCUCCUGCUCCUGCUCCUGCUCCUGCUCCUGCUCCUGCUCGUGCUACGGAUGUUAGCAGGGGUAACGACUCCGUACGGCUGCCACGUGGCUCGCUGGGCGGUCCCCCGGGCAGCCGCGUGCCGGUUUCGGAGCAACCCGACUUGGAGGAGUUCCUGUUGUCGUACAUGGUUCCGGAGGUGCCGGUGGUCAUCACAGGCGCCAUGGAGCACUGGCCUGCUCUCAGCCGCUGGGCCGAUUUGUCGUACCUUGUACGAGCAGCAGGAGCCCGUACGGUACCCGUCGAGGUGGGCCAGCACUACCUCGCAGAGGGCUGGGGGCAGCAGCUCAUGACGCUGCGGGAGUUCCUGACCCGCCACAUCCUCACCAGCAACACAGGCACCGGCGCCGGCACUGCCAUGUACGACAACAGCAGCACGACAACAACCACCACCACGGCACCAACCGCCUCAACCACCACAACCACCGCGACACCGCAGCCUCCUCCUCCCCCGCCGCCGCCCCCGCUCGGCUACCUGGCUCAGCACCCGCUGUUCGAGCAGAUCCCGGCGCUGCGGUCUGACAUCGUGGAGCCCGACUACUGCUGCCUGGGUGAGGGGGAGGUGCAGGCGGUGAAUGCGUGGCUGGGCCCCGCAGGCACCACCACACCCCUGCACACGGACCCGCACCACAACCUGCUGGCUCAGGUGGUGGGUCGCAAGUACGUGCGGCUGUACGCGCCGUCCCUCACGCCGGCGCUGCAUCCCUUCCCGGCGGGCACCAUGAACCACAACAGCAGCCAGGUGGAUCUAGACGUGGAUCUGGAUCUCGAGUUUGAAUCUCGUCAUGAUGGAUCCGAAGCACCCCCGCCAUCCGACAAGAACGCUGCCAGCAAAAGCACAAGCGGCGCUUCUAACGGCGCUGAUGUCGGUAACGGUGAUCAGCAUGAUGGAGACGCUGACGGUGGCAACAGCGUGAAGAAGACAACUCGUUGUUGUCGGUUUCCAGGGGUGGCUGAUUUGCCGUACCAAGAUGUGGUUUUGGAUCCAGGUCAUAUGCUGUACAUUCCGCCGGGUUGGUGGCACUACGUUCGGUCGCUGAGCACCAGCUUCUCGGUGAGCUUUUGGUGGCGGUGAAGGCGUGCGGGGUUGGCGGUGGUGGUGGUGUUGAGGACGGUGCGAGUCGUGUGUGUGUGCUUGAGGGGUGCAGCGGUGUGUCGGGAUGCGUUCUGUUCGGCAGAUACCGUACAGCAGCAUACAAUGAUGGAUAUAUGGUUAUCCUUGAACGCAGAACCCAUUACAAUAACGAGCACGGGAGGGGAGCGGUGGCGGACAAAGUGUAACUGUUGGGGACUGAGGAUCAUGCCGCUCAGUUGGCUGUGUGUUUAGUGUGGAGGUAGACGUGAGUGAGUGCGGCACGGCACGGUAACCAUGUAUGGUUUGUUACAACAACCGUACUACCGGUAACUGAAG
Messenger RNA from Astrephomene gubernaculifera, 2958 nucleotides. The record is from the annotation of a GenBank genome assembly. NCBI's taxonomy places the organism in Eukaryota, Viridiplantae, Chlorophyta, Chlorophyceae, Chlamydomonadales, Astrephomenaceae.